Molecule: messenger RNA, 2103 nt
Organism: Capronia coronata CBS 617.96
Lineage: Eukaryota; Fungi; Ascomycota; Eurotiomycetes; Chaetothyriales; Herpotrichiellaceae
Exons: 3
Coding region: 1-2103 (700 amino acids)
Cellular component (GO): cytoplasm; ubiquitin ligase complex
Molecular function (GO): protein binding
Source: RefSeq, a predicted model, not a curated record
AUGAGUGCAAAUGGUCUGCUCCGGAAAGAUCAACUCGAACGCAGUCUUCAUGACGAAAAGAGGUUGAUCGAGGAGGGCGUCCUCAAGGAAGACAACCCCCUGGAUUUCAGCGAGAACUUCCAGAGACUAUGCGCCGCUUGCAGGCGUGGAGACCUGAAGGUGUGCCAGGAAAUGAUCCAAGAGGGGACCAACAUCAACGCCAAAGACCAAUAUGAUUAUACACCUCUUAUUCUGGCUAGUCUGUGCGGGCACUACGAAGUGGUCCAAUUGCUCCUAGAGUCCGGAGCACUAUGUGAACGAGAUACGUUCCAGGGCGAGAGAUGUCUUUAUAACGCCUUGAACGACCGGAUACGAAAUCUGUUAUUGUCAUACGAUUAUUCGAAAUCUACAGAUCCCUUGCAACCCCUCGCGUCUCACUUGGUGUUGUUGUUGACCAGAGCGCAACCCAAGACUUCAGACAUCACGGUCCUGACCGCCAAUGAAUCGUUCCGCCUACACAAAUUCAUCCUCUCCGCGCGCUCGCCCUACUUCAAGAGCAAACUGGCCGCAGCUCCAGACACGCCAUCCUGGAAACUGCCGCCUACUAUUCCUCCCCCGUCUUUCGGCAUCGCGCUCAAGCAUUUAUAUCUUGGUGAACUGCCGAGAGAACCGGGUGGUGGGCCAGGCACGGGUUUCACGGACUCGGAAAUCCUCGCCGGGGUGGAUCGCAUUAGCAAGCAUCUUGAGAUCCAGAGCUUGUCCCACCUGAUCCUGGACAGCAGCGACCGUCGCCUGGCGAGGCAGCGGCGGCAGGACGAGGUCGAAAAGGGUCGCGACCAGAUGGACCUUUGGUUCCGCGAGAAUGUCCUCAAACACGCCAUCGAGACCGACACUUCCAGAGCAGACGGCAUCAAGUGGGAUCGCGACAAUGGCAUCUUUGCAGACAUCCUUCUCCGCGCCGAUGCGGACGAAGAUGAGGCUGGAGGACAAGGGCAACACCACUCCUCGGAGGAUUCUUUAAUGCCGUCUGCCACGAAUGCCCUGGGCAUCCCACUUGACCUUGACCAGGGCCUGCCGUCAUCCGCAAGUCCAGAGACCCAGACCCAGACCCAGACCCAGAAGUCUCGCUCGCAGACGGGCAAACCGCGUCGAACCAAGAUCUACCCAUGCCACAAAGCGAUGCUGAUCCGCUCCGAGUUCUUCAUGACCAUGUUCGAUUCUCCGUUCCGCGAAGCCCAAGAGACGACACAUCUCCAGAUCGUGCCGAUCGACUGCUCGCCCGAGGUUCUCGAGAUCAUCCUGACGUUUCUGUACACGGAAAAGACGGACUUUGGGCUCGACGUGGCGGUCGACGUCCUGUUUGCCGCGGACAUGCUGUUCCUGGAGAAGCUGAAGGCCAAGGCCGCCGUCGUCAUCUCCACGCUGGGCAACGGCACCGCAACGGCCAUGCCGUCCGAGGCCGAGCCCGCCCGCGAGGACGUCGACAUGGACAUCUACGAGAUUCUGCGCGCCGCCUGGCUGACCCGCGUCCAGCGUCUCGAAGAGUUUGCUGCCCGCUACAUCGCCUACCGCCUUGAAGCGUAUAUCGACGAUCCCGAAUUCGCCGACCUGGUCAAGGAGUCGGCCGGCCGUAUCAGCGCGCGCCAGGAGACCGACUCGAUCGAGCUGCUCGACGAUAUCCGCUAUUAUCUGUCCGAGCGCUUCAGGCUGCGUUUCGAGGACUCCGGUCUGGAGGACGUCAUGGACGAGGAGCUGGCUCUGGCACAGGAACAGGAACACGCGCUUUCUGCUGGCCAGGGACAAGAAGAAGAAGAAGAAGAAGAACAGACGGAAACAAUCGCGGCCAUCGCGGACAAGACAUCGGCGUCACCCACCGACUGGAAGUCUGACGACCGCCACACUGGACAGCAGACGCUUGACGUUCAGAUCGUGGAAGAUGAGGGCGUCGACAUGACCACACCCGAAACCGCCGCCACCGCAACUGAGGCGCUUCUCCAAUCCGGCGCGGUGCGGACAUUGGAUGGCGAGCUCGCAGGCGACGAGUUUGCCGCUGACGCCGUGAACUACCAGAUUCUACUUGGCAAGAUCGACAGGCUUCUGGAAAGAUUGAAGCUUGACGCCUGA